AUGUUCAAUUCUUCAACACCGUACUCCAAUACAACACAGAUGUCUACUUACGAUAGUAACAUUGUAGACAAUCUAUUCAACGUUUGGCUGGGUCUCCUGAUAUUGACACUACUUUGCUUCUGCUUCUUCCUUUGUUUCUUCACAGUAAUACUGAUCAUCUACUUUACCACGCCUCAUGUCCGUGAAAACUCUCGCUUUGCCCAUAUGCUCAUUAAUGAUACGUUGUACAUGAUUGCUGGACUUCUUCUUUGUCUGUGUGCAUUAUUCAAAAUUACCAUGCCUCUGUCCAUCUGUUAUUUCUUCCUUGCGUUUUCGGCCUCAACAUUUCGCAUCACUCCGUACAAUUUGGCCGCCAUGGCUCUGGAACGCUACAUCGCCAUUUGCUUUCCAUUAAGACAUAUAGCAUUUUGCACGCCACAGAGAUCAUAUACUGUAAUUGCAUUCAUAUGGUUGAUGAGGAUACUGCCUAUUGUAGCCGAUAUGUUUGUCCGGAGCGCCUCGGUGGAAAUCAUGUUCUUCUCACAGUGCGUGAUCUGCAGGCAGGAAUUUGCUGUAGUGAAACCAAUACAGACAACGAUAAGAUCACUGACCUUCAUAGUCGCCUUGUCAAUAGUGGGACUGACCAUUCUCUACACUUACGUCAAGGUCACGUUGGUCGCUCGGAAAGUUGGAUCAGGAAGCUCUGCUGCUUCCAAAGAUGAAGUGUUUAGCAAAUGUAUUCGAAAGAUGUACACUUUAAAACCAUAA
Pelobates fuscus (common spadefoot toad) is the source of this 747-nucleotide messenger RNA. Its product is annotated as odorant receptor 131-2-like. The transcript has 2 exons. Bases 1 to 747 code for a protein of 248 amino acids. Lineage: Eukaryota; Metazoa; Chordata; Amphibia; Anura; Pelobatidae. Gene Ontology annotation, molecular function: olfactory receptor activity; odorant binding; G protein-coupled receptor activity. Gene Ontology annotation, cellular component: membrane. The record is from RefSeq and is a predicted model, not a curated record. Gene Ontology annotation, biological process: detection of chemical stimulus involved in sensory perception of smell; G protein-coupled receptor signaling pathway.